GAAAGACGCGGUAUGGUAUCGUUCGCCUGCGAUACACUUCAGUCGCGUUGGUGGCUGCAUGCGAUUUGACGUAUUCUGCGCGCAGUGAUGUCACUUGUCACCUUAUUUUAUGAAAUGUCAAACGUUUUACAUGUAAGGCGCGAGUGAAUAGUAAACAAAUUAACAGUGAAAUUGAUAUUCAUGCUGUGAAAUUAUAUACGAGUGACAUGGACUGUUAUUAUUCGAAAUUUUACCCAAGGCGUAAGUGACAAAUGGAAAAUUUGCGGUGAUCAAUAGACGCGAUGCAUCCAGCAGGGUACUACGCUAAUCUUGCGAGCGGCGCGCUCGCAGCCGGCACCAUUGCGUCUCCGUGGAGCACGGCGGCCGGCGCGCCCGACACCAAUGGCUCGGGCGGCGCCGACGCCAAGCAUCUCGACGUCGGAGAUGCCAGUGAUGAUGAAAAGGAUAUGUCCGCGGCCGAUGCGGAGGGGGUGUGGAGUCCAGACAUUGAGCAGAGCUUCCAAGAGGCACUGGCCAUCUACCCCCCGUGCGGCAGACGCAAAAUUAUUCUCUCCGACGAGGGCAAGAUGUACGGAAGGAAUGAGCUGAUAGCAAGGUAUAUAAAACUCAGGACAGGAAAAACGCGUACGAGAAAACAAGUGUCAUCCCACAUACAGGUGCUAGCUAGGCGGAAACUUCGGGAAAUACAGGCCAAACUCAAAGUGGACGGUGGGGUGAUGAAAGAAAAGGCCAUGCAGUCAAUGAGCACACUCUCUAGCGCACAGAUCGUAGCCGGUAUUCCGCACCCCGCGUACCACCAUACGGUACUCAACUUGCAAAAGCAAUUUUGGCAACCGGGUCUACAAGCUGGUCCUUCACAAGACGUCAAACCGUUCCCAGCAGCUGGGUACAAAGGAGUGCCAGGAGUCGGAGGAGUGGGAGUACCAAGUGGGACAGAUGUCGCGCCACCGCCACCAUGGGAGGGACGCGCUAUAGCGACACAUAAGCUACGCCUGGUCGAGUUCUCCGCCUUUGUUGAACAUCCACGAGACCCCGAAACGUACCCCAGUUCGGCGCCGGCACAGCAUCUAUUUGUUCAUAUAGGCGGUACAGUUACAUACGCAGAUCCUUUAUUAGAGUCGGUAGACGUACAACAGAUUAACGAUAAGUUCCCAGAGAAGAAAGGUGGUCUCAAAGAGUUAUAUGAGAAGGGUCCCAGAAAUGCCUUCUUCCUGGUUAAAUUCUGGGCAGAUCUGAACACAAAUAACCUGGACGAUCCAGGGGCAUUCUAUGGGGUUACUAGUGUGUAUGAAAGCAACGAGAACAUGACCAUAACAUGUAGUACUAAAGUAUGUUCGUUCGGCAAACAAGUGGUGGAGAAGGUGGAGACAGAAUACGCGCGUUUCGAAGGAGGCCGCUUCGUGUAUCGCAUACACCGGUCACCGAUGUGCGAGUAUAUGGUGAACUUCAUACACAAGCUCAAACAUUUGCCGGAGAAAUAUAUGAUGAACAGUGUGUUGGAGAACUUUACUAUACUGCAGGUGGUGUCAAACCGAGAUACGCAAGAGACAUUAUUAUGUGCCGCGUUUGUGUUUGAAGUGUCGAACAGUGAGCACGGAGCGCAGCAUCACAUCUACAGGCUCGUCAAAGACUGAACGCUCCGCGCUCCCGCACAACCAUUCCGCACGCUCGCCUCGCCAGAACUACCAUACCUGACGCCUCACCUACGGUCGCAAGCGCAGAUCUUCAGCUCACCUCAAAUAACUAUGCCGCUAUGAAGUUAGCCGUUGAUACCUCGCGCAUGAGGAGUAAGGUUGAGUUGCGCAGUGACAUCUAGCUAACUUUGGUUGAGCAAAAUUGUUUGAUGUGACCUGUACUUUACGUAGAAUUCUACGUAUGUGUGUGUGCGCCAAGUGGGAAACAAUGAAGUCGAAGUAUCUGUAUAGUAUCAAGUAUGUAGUCUGUUCGGCCGCUUCGCAGCGGUCGCUAACGAGUGCUGUCCUAAUUUCACACCUAUUCGUAAACACUUUCUCUUUAGAUUCAAAAAUAAAAAUAUUUGUUAUUAAACCUAAAAUAGCAAAAUGUGAUCUGAAAAUUACGCUACAAGUAUUUUUGUAACUGAGUGUUUAUUAUACAUAGCUCAAUUUUAAAUAUUGUCUAUCGUAGUCUCAGCCCUGCAAUCGGCAACUCACCCAGGUGUCGUCGAUAUAGACUCCCUUGUCUGUAUGUAGGUUUUAUUCUCCAUUGUGUUUUAUCGUAAUACUCUCAAUUCUAAAAUGAUUUCUAUAAGGUUAUAAGAUAAAGAGAGUAACAAUAAUAUUUUACAUAAUUCUUAAAAUACGAAAUAUCGUUCGGUAUACUUCGCGUGUAAAAAAUAUCAUAUAAAAAUUAUAUAGAUUUGAAUACACACAGUGCCUCUAUAAUUAUGUUACAUUAACAUAAAUUACUUGAGCAUAUUUAGUCUUUUCACUGCAUUAAAGUGUUGAAGAGAUAAAAUUGUAAGUUAAUGUUAAGUGAAAAGGUUAAACUUUAGUGUAGUAUACCAUGAAAAUAAUAGGUUUAAUGAGUAUAUAUAUAGAGUUACGACACCUAUUCUUUUUCAGUUAAGUGUUCGUGGUACAAUUUACCGUUGCUAUGUUUAGUUGUCUUUUUAAACCAGUCCAAGUCUUUCUGUCCCUUAGUAUAGAAAUCGUAUCUUCAUAAUUUUAUAAUUUGGCAUCUAUGUUUUCUUUCGAGUAUUUUAUUAUGCUUUAAUUAUUAUUUCAUUUUGCCUUGUUAUUUUUAGGUCUUUUUGAGACAUAGCAUUUUAUCUAGUUUCUAUGUACGUUUUGCCAGAAUUGACUUACUAUUGCAGUCUUUGCCACAUUAAUACUAGGUACUUAGAGUAAUGUACCGACAUUGUACAUAUUCUAUUGUUAUGUACGUAAAGUUAAUAGUGUCCAUGUGUUCACACGGUCUGCCAGAUUUAAAUUGUGUAAUAAAUUGUAUCAUGUGAGGUUACAAGUCUUGUACGAUCGUGUACCAUACAAUAUGUACAUAUCUGACUAUCAGAAACGUUUUCUUUAUGAUGGGACGCACGCAACUCCGCGCGUUCCGAGGCAGCUUUACCCUCCAGACCCUUUCUCAAUACCUACAGCGUUUUCCAUUUCUACAAUUAAUCACUGUUCGUCCUUCUAUAUUUCAUGAAACUAAUUCAAAGCAACAAUGACCGCUUUUGCUUCCAAUUUCAAAGUACAAAUGAGUGUCCACACUACUCGACAUACAUACUUGCAUGAAUAUGUAAACGUGGCAAUGAUUUGAUCUCUCUUUUAGUCAAAUAUAUUUAGGGUCCUCCCGCGCGUGCUAUGGUACGCCCAUUUAAUUUUACACAGUGUUAAGUUUAUGUGCAUUAAAUAGUGUUUAGUUUCAAGACAUGAGGUAGGAAAAUAUUAUCUUAGAUAAUAAAAAUAAGAGAUUUUUGUAUUUAUUUGAUAGAGUUAUAUUAGAUAAAUUGUAAAGUGACUAGAUUUAAGAUUCUUUUUUUAUAUGGCGAUAGUCGUUCGGGAACUUAUCCGUGAAGUUGUCACAUAUUUAGUACUUAAGAAAAAACUUAAUUUUUGUUGCAACUGUAGAUUCCUCUGUCCAAUACUCUGUUAUAAGAUUUGUUUGGUCGAAAUUACAUAAUUAUUUCACAAUUAAUUUAUCAAAAUUAUGACAAGUUUGGUGUCUUGUAUUUGCAAUACGACGGCGUGUUCAAUAAUUAGUAAAAGAGAUCUGCCCUGUUGUGAUUUUAUAUUUUUAAUGUUAAUAUGUACUCAAUAAAAUGAGAUUAACUCAAUGUUAUUCGAGACUAGUGCAACAGCUGGAUCGAAUAUAGUUUACUAAACUUAAUAAACAUGGAAUUGUUUGAUGCCGAUGGCAAUAUUCAAUAUUAGAUAUCGUUAGGUCGUGUUGUGUAAAUAAAAUAAUUUUAGCGCAUUUCUUUCAGUUAGUAUUUGUAAGCGGUUUUUGCUUCUAUACAAGUCUUUCAUAUCGACAAUCAGCCAUAUCAAUAUGAAAAUAUAAAAAGAAUUAGUCGGCGGAGUUGGAGACAAUCAUUUGCAAUCGGCUGCAAUUACCUUCUACUUUAUAUAAGUUUGACUGUCCUAAGUUUGAAAGAAUAUUACGUUGUUGAUUUCCUACCAAUCGACAUAGCAAAUGAUUUUUUACAAUACUAGCCGACAGUGUACAGUAUUUUAAAGAUAAUACUACGUUAAAGAUUUGUAUGAAAAUUUAAUUAUAUUGUCUUCAUAAAA
Helicoverpa zea (corn earworm) is the source of this 4253-nucleotide messenger RNA. RefSeq names its product transcriptional enhancer factor TEF-1 (gene scalloped). The transcript has 12 exons. The record is from RefSeq and is a predicted model, not a curated record. Gene Ontology annotation, cellular component: transcription regulator complex. Lineage: Eukaryota; Metazoa; Arthropoda; Insecta; Lepidoptera; Noctuidae. Gene Ontology annotation, molecular function: RNA polymerase II cis-regulatory region sequence-specific DNA binding; DNA-binding transcription factor activity, RNA polymerase II-specific. Gene Ontology annotation, biological process: hippo signaling; regulation of transcription by RNA polymerase II; embryonic organ development. Bases 282 to 1634 code for a protein of 450 amino acids.